AUGAGCGAAGAAGAAUCCUUGAGGACCCUCCAGGAGACGCACCCGGAAAUAUUCACGGAGAGUGUUGAAGGCAUAAAAAGUAAAACAAGAAUGAUAGAAAAUGAGAUAAGGAUGUUAAAAAGCCAUUUAACCGCAGUGACAUACGAUUUUGAAGCAAAGCGAGAGAAGAUACAGGAGAACAUGCAGAAGAUAGAGCUAAACAAGCAACUGCCGUUUCUAGUGGGGAAUGUGGUGGAAGUGCUUGAUUUAGACACAGAGAAGAAAGAGGUUGAAGAAGGGUCAAAUGUGGACAAGACCAUCAGCAAGCAGGGUCUGUGCGCUGUAGUGAAGACUUCUAACAGAGUCACUUCAUUCCUUCCAUUUGUUGGUCUGGUUCCUGCUGAGGAGCUAAAGCCCGGGGACUUAGUGGCCCUGCAUAAAGAGACGAAUAUUGUUUUUGAGAAGCUGGAUGAUGACUUUGACAUUCGGGUUAAGGCCAUGGAGUUAGAUGAGAAACCAACCGAUUCGUAUGAAGAUAUUGGCGGGUUAGAGCGGCAGAUGGAGGAACUCUAUGAGGGAGUGAUUCUUUCAAUAACUCACCCGGAGAAGUUCAAGAAGUUAAACAUCGUGCCACCCAAGGGGAUUCUCAUGUACGGUCCACCAGGGACUGGUAAGACUUUAAUGGCACGUGCGUGUGCUGCUAAGACAGGGGCCACUUUCCUAAAACUAGCUGGUCCACAGUUAGUCCAGAUGUAUAUAGGAGAUGGUGCCAAACUGGUCCGGGAUGCAUUUGCACUGGCCCGUGCUAAAGCACCUGCGAUUAUUUUCAUUGAUGAAAUAGAUGCGAUCGGCACUAAAAGGAGUGACUCCGACAGCACCGGGGACAGGGAAGUCCAGAGAACCAUGCUUGAACUACUGAACCAAUUAGACGGGUUCUCUGGUACGCCUAAUAUAAAGGUUAUUGCAGCCACUAACAGGAUAGACAUACUCGACCCGGCACUUUUACGGUCCGGUCGGUUUGAUAGGAAGAUAGAAUUCCCCCUCCCGAACAAAGAGGGCCGGAAGAGGAUCCUUCAGAUUCACUCCAGGAAAAUGGCGAUGGACCCGAAUGUGAACCAUGAAGAACUCGCCAGGUCAACAGAAGGGUUUAAUGGUGCACAGUGCAAGGCCGUCUGCGUAGAGGCAGGGAUGAUCGCUUUAAGAGCCGGUCGGAACAUGAUAACCCAGAAUGAUCUGAUAGAUGGCGUACAGGAAAUACUCUCCACUAAGAAGGCAAGCCUGCACUACUUCUCAUAAAUAAAUCUGUCU
Molecule: messenger RNA, 1287 nt
Organism: Nematocida parisii ERTm1
Lineage: Eukaryota; Fungi; Microsporidia
Product: 26s proteasome regulatory subunit 6A
Exons: 1
Coding region: 1-1275 (424 amino acids)
Biological process (GO): proteasome-mediated ubiquitin-dependent protein catabolic process
Cellular component (GO): proteasome regulatory particle, base subcomplex
Molecular function (GO): ATP binding; proteasome-activating activity; ATP hydrolysis activity
Source: RefSeq, a predicted model, not a curated record